Messenger RNA from Ustilaginoidea virens, 1674 nucleotides. RefSeq lists its product as uncharacterized. Bases 1 to 1674 code for a protein of 557 amino acids. Gene Ontology annotation, biological process: epoxide metabolic process. The record is from RefSeq and is a predicted model, not a curated record. The transcript is spliced from 3 exons. Gene Ontology annotation, molecular function: epoxide hydrolase activity. NCBI's taxonomy places the organism in Eukaryota, Fungi, Ascomycota, Sordariomycetes, Hypocreales, Clavicipitaceae.
AUGGCCGGCCCCGGCCCAGCGUUGUCCCCGACGCCCGAGGAGGAGGUCAAGCUCUACACGAUUCAUAUUUCCAGCAAGUAUCUCAAUCUAACCAGGCAAAAACUCGAGCUCACGCGCCUUCCGCAUGACGUGCCUCAGCCCGACAAGACUUCGUGGUGGGAACCCAAAUCAACCAUUGAGCCUUUGGUCGACUACUGGUUGGAACAAUAUUCAUGGCGCGAUCAAGAAGCCCAAUUGAACGCCAGUGUUCCUCAGUUCCGCACAGCCAUUCGAACGGAUGGCGCCGAAGCUCCGGUGCGAGUACACUUCAUCCAUUCGCGAUCGACACAAGCCGAUGCUGUACCGUUGCUCUUGAUACCCCCGUUCCCGUUUACAAACCUUUCCAUGACGCACCUAAUCCGCCCUUUCACGGCGCCGGAUGACGCAGCCAAUGGUACUUCUUUCCACCUAGUCAUCCCGUCCUUGCCCGGGUUGGGAUUCAGCGACGCCAUCAGCAGCAAUCAGCGCAUGGUUCCGCUCAUCUGCGAAAUGUUGGAUGCCUUGAUGAAGCGACUGGGCUACCGAAUCUACCUGGCCACCAACACGAUUUCCUCUCCCAAUUCUGUCGCGGACAUUGAUUUCAGAAUCAUCAACCACAUUGCUUAUGCGUAUCCCGACUCGUGCGUUGGUGCUCAUCUGCUAUCACCGCCGUGUCAGGCGCCAACUUGGCAAGCAGCCCCGCUGGAAUGGGUCAAGUGGAAAAUGAUGACGAGCCUGCGGACGCCGGGCUUGGGAUACACGCGAGACGACAUUGCCGCUCUUCGAAAGCACAGGCCGCCCAGACAAGGCAAGCAAAGGGGGCUCUCUCUCGUCCCGGGCCUGGAUAGCAAGGCAUUCGAAUCGAAUAUGCUUGCCUAUGCACUGUGUGACUCGCCGACAGGCCUGCUGCUGUUCGUCAUCAUGGUUUUGCGGCUGUUGGGGCCGAAGCACGACUUCUCCAGCGGAGACAUCAUCCAGCUUGCCGAACUUACGUGGCUUCCAGGGCCGGAAGGGACCAUGAGACUAUGGGCGCAUUGCUCGUCGGAACGGGACGAGCUGCCGCGCCCAUCGCGGAAGCCCAAGGUCGGCAUCACUGCGUUUUCGGGAUCCACGGAUGGUGAGACGGGUACGCAGCAGCAGACAUGUUCAGCUGCGUCCAGUCCAGACGUGCACACGUGCUUGGCUUGGGCGAAGACGACAUACAAUGUCGUGUCGUGGCAAAAAGCGCCUGGUAGUUCUGGAUUACUAGCGUGGGAGAGACCGGAGGUCCUGGUCGCCGGCGUGAGAGCGUUGGCCAAAGUGGUUUUCCCCAAAGAUGACAGCAGAAGACAGGCUGCCAAAGAGGCUGCCAAGAAGCCCCGCAUAACUUCGUUGGAGAGAGUCGUCCUCGGGGAGAACGAAUCAGCCCGAGCUGAAGGGUCGGGCACCACCAUACGAGGCGAUGCACCGCCGACGCUCGCGUCAGACGACGAUGUUGAGAGGGCGCAAACAAAGCAGGGUACAUCAACGGACGCGAAGGGAGCGAAACGCCCACCAACGCCCUUGUUUCCCCUCGCUUGGGGCCAACGUAGCGAAGCGGUUCGGGAAAGCAGACAUGCGAGCCGGAGUUCUAGUGGCGGGAGUCCGACGACGAUGAAGCCGCUCACGAGUGGUUAA